UUUUUUAAACAAAACGUCCCACUCUCUCGGACCAAAAUGGCAUCAGCAUCUCCGCCAUCACCGCCUCUACAGGACAACGUCGACAGCCAGCUCCGAAGCCAUCGAGCAGAUCUAGCAACACCAGCGCGGGGCCCUCGCCGUCACCAACCGCUCCAUCGGAUGACCUCACUGCCAGCCACCACUAUGGCUACAAUGAUGACAUUUACGGGAUUCCUGCGCAGGCCAACCCGGACUUUGCGUCUCCCUUCGAGUCCACCGCGAAUGUGGAUGAUGAUGAAGAUGGUGGGGUUUUUGUUCCGGAUGGCCCCGUUCUGCCACCGCCUGACGAGAUGCGUGAGGAAGGGUCCAAACUGCGCGAGUAGAUGUGGAAAACAAACAGUCUUCCUCAAUGGCUUCACUUGCAAGAAUCCAGCCAACGUUAGUGCUUCGGAUUUCAAGACCUCAAAUCUGAACCACGUCGGCAAUACAGACAACUUUUAUCGUUCAUCAGUGACCAUUGUCACUGCUGCAGAUUUUCCGGGCCUGAAUACACUUGGCCUCUCAAUUGCUAGAACUGACCUAGAUGUGGAUGGUCUGGUGAUGGCCCAUUCCCACCCAAGAGCUUCUGAGAUGCUAUUUGUCAACAAAGGUGUUGUUAUUGUCGGAUUUAUCGAUACAGGAAGCAAAGUGUUCCAAAAACUUCUUAAAGAAGGUGAUGUAUUUGUGUUUCCCCGGGGGCUGCUCCACUAUUGCUUUAAUGUUGGAUACGAUCUCGCUACUAUGUUCUCAGUGUUUAAUAGCCAGAAUCCAGGGAUGGUAAGCGUCGCUGAUGCCAUGUUCGAGCAGCUUGAUUCAGAUUUAAAAGAUAAGUUAGUGAGGCGACUAAUCUCUCUUCCUGGACCCAAAGGUUAACCGCAUUGAAAAUGCGACUUUGGUUGAGUUUUCAACUCUCUCUCUCUCUCUCUAUAUAUUAUAUAUAUUCAAUUUCAAAAAUAUUAUCUUCGUAAGUUUCUGUACGUAUGUGCUUAGCAAUAAAAUGAACCGCUAAUAUAAGUACUUUUUGUUGGUACUGGCAUG
Molecule: messenger RNA, 1056 nt
Organism: Juglans regia (Persian walnut)
Lineage: Eukaryota; Viridiplantae; Streptophyta; Magnoliopsida; Fagales; Juglandaceae
Product: germin-like protein 11-1
Exons: 2
Coding region: 37-891 (284 amino acids)
Cellular component (GO): cell wall
Molecular function (GO): manganese ion binding
Source: RefSeq, a predicted model, not a curated record